This is a messenger RNA of Anneissia japonica, 1568 nucleotides long. Its product is annotated as fibropellin-3-like. Gene Ontology annotation, molecular function: Notch binding; calcium ion binding. The transcript has 8 exons. NCBI's taxonomy places the organism in Eukaryota, Metazoa, Echinodermata, Crinoidea, Comatulida, Comatulidae. The record is from RefSeq and is a predicted model, not a curated record. Gene Ontology annotation, biological process: Notch signaling pathway. The coding region runs from base 1 to 1080 and encodes 359 amino acids.
AUGCAAUCUUUAUUUCUAAUCCUGUCUGUUUUUGCGACACUGCUACUAAGUGCCUUUGGACAAGUGAAAACAGAUUAUGAACGUAUGAUAAACCGAACAGUCACGUUAGUCGUGCGUGUACGUAUGUAUACACAAUUGGACCCAUGUCGAAAUGGAGCCGUUUGCGUAGGUGAUGGAGUAUUAGGCGAAUACACAUGCCGCUGCUUGUAUGGCUGGGCUGGAAAAAACUGUGACGUUAACACAUUUCAAAAUUGUGGUUAUAAUUUAUAUGAAAAUACUGGAGAACUUAUAAGUCCUAACUACCCCGUAGGAUACGGCAAUAAUCAGAAUUGUCACUACAACGUACGUGUCCACGGUGCCAAACAGCUAACAUUCACCGUACGGGCGUUCGAUACAGAGUUUGAUAAGGAUGCGUUACAAUAUGCGCCUGGAUUAUUGUGGAAUUUCACUGGUAAUUAUAGUGUAUUGCAAGGCAAUCUCACCACUGUUCCACAACAGUUCACCAUCCAGGGAGGCAAUGCCUGGUUUGUGUUCGAAUCUGACCGUAAUAUAGAAAGGCCUGGCUUUUAUAUUACAUAUCAGACAACUGAGUCGAGUAACUGUGCGUCAAAUCUUUGCCAGAAUGGAGCUUUCUGCACCGACCUGCUGAAUGACUAUAUAUGUACUUGCCCAUCAGGGUUCGAAGGCAGAAAUUGUGAGAUUAAUGUUGAUAACUGUGCCGGCGUCGUGUGUUCAGGUGGCAAGAUCUGCGUAGAUGGUAUCGACACAUACACAUGUAGGUGUCCACCUGGUUAUACAGGGUUCAACUGUAAAACAUCCUGUAUUUACCAAUGCCAAAAACACCUAAAACCUAAGUGUGGCAGCGAUGGCCUAACGUAUCGAAACCGAUGCUACUUGUUGAAUGCCAAAUGUCUGGAUCCAAGUAUAUCCAUGGUAUCACGAGGCGCAUGCACAAAUACAGGACCAGUAGCUAUUAUUGGGUUUAAGAGACGCAAAUGUAUUCAGGCACCGGCACAGGGUGGUAGCUCAAGCUCGGAGACAAAGUUUGUUAAAUGUCCUGCUACGCAAGGUAAAGGUUAAAGGUUAAUAAUUAAUUUAUUCAUUUAUUUAUUCAUUCAUUCAUUCAGAGAGAGCAUACACAUAUCUGAGUAGAUCGUCACCUGUUGUUGGACAUAAUAAACGAAUGAACAAACGAACAAAUAAACUUAAUAAACGAACAUAAGAACAAAUGACUGAUAUGAUUAAACAAUAAACUAAUGAAUGACUGCAUGAAUAAAAACGAAUUAAUAAAUGAACGAACAAAGAAAUUGAUAAGUUGAUAAAAAGACGGAUAAAUGAAUCAAUAUUAUAAGUAUGUAAUCUCAUACAAAGAUAGAAUGCAUACAAAAUUUGCAUGGUAAAAUUAAGAUUUGAUGGAAAUGACAUUUAGACUGAGGAAAUAUGUCCAUUCUGGACUCAAAUAGGCCUAAUUGAUAAAAGUAAAUUAUUAAGAUUGUUAGGCCUAACAAACUACAGCAGCAAUAUGCUUUUUAUGGUAAUCGAUCGUGUUCUCUCGGUUUAUUUUUUGU